UUCAGCUCACUGUAGCUUCACCGAGGAGCCUCAAACUACUAAAUCAGACCAUGGCACCCAAAAAAGUCUGCAUUAUCGGCUCCGGUAACUGGGGCUCCGCCAUCGCCAAGAUUGUGGGUGCCAACACGGCCAAGUACCCCACGUUUGAGGAGACAGUGAACAUGUGGGUGUUUGAGGAGAUGGUGAACGGGCGCAAACUCACCGAGAUCAUCAACACUGACCACGAGAAUGUCAAAUACCUGCCGGGACACAAACUGCCCCCUAAUGUGGUGGCUGUUCCAGAUCUGUUAGAAUCGGUGAAAGGGGCGGACGUCCUUAUCUUUGUGAUCCCGCACCAGUUUGUGAAGAGAACAUGUGACACGAUCAAAGGGCACAUCAAGCCAGACGCAGUGGGGAUGUCCCUGAUCAAGGGUGUGGACGAAGGUCCCGACGGGCUGAAGCUCAUUUCCGAUGUCAUCAAGGAGAAACUGGGAAUCACAAUGACCGUGCUGAUGGGAGCCAACCUGGCCAACGAGGUGGCUGAGGGCAAAUUCUGUGAAACCACGAUUGGCUGUAAGAGUAAAGAACACGGGCCGCUGCUGAAGGAACUCAUGCAGACCACAAACUUUCGAGUCACCGUGGUGGAGGAGUCUGAUGUCGUGGAGAUCUGUGGAGCUUUGAAGAAUAUCGUAGCGGUUGGCGCCGGAUUCUGCGACGGUCUCGGUUUCGGCGAUAACACCAAAGCGGCGGUGAUCCGUCUGGGUCUGAUGGAGAUGAUCGCGUUCGCACGGUUCUUCUGUACGACUAGCACCGUCUCGCCCGCCACCUUCCUGGAGAGCUGCGGCGUCGCUGACCUCAUCACCACCUGCUACGGAGGGCGCAACCGCAAAAUCGGCGAGGCUUUCGCCAAGACCGGCAAGUCGAUCGAGGAGCUGGAGAAGGAGAUGCUGAACGGACAGAAGCUCCAGGGUCCAGCCACUGCAGCUGAGGUCAACCACAUACUCCAGCACAAAAACAUAGUGAACAAGUUCCCUCUGUUCAAUGCAGUCUAUCAGAUCUGCUUCCAGGGCCAUCCAGUCAAAGAGUUCAUCAGCUGCUUGCAGAAUCACCCAGAGCACAUGUAACCCCGGGAUGAGUUUAGCCUGGAAAAACACGUGUGUGAAGGGUCGCGACUCUUUAACCUGUGCCUGUUUUUAAUAGCGUAUUCACCAGAAACAAGAGACUGAAUCGAGACUGAACAGCGGAUGUCCAUAGAUUUUCCAUUUUAAAAGCACCGACAGCGUCAGCAUCACCUUUAUCCACAAGAGCCUUACUGUGUUAGUGUCGCUAACAUUAAACUAACGCAUGGAAGCAUUUCUGGAGCACACUACAUGAACGUUUUUGGGUAUGUUUUGAAGACGUGCCAACUGUCAGUACUGAAAAAGAUCAUUAGGAUUGUAAUGGAGGGGUUAAAAAGUGCCUUAAAUGUCUAGAUAUUAAUCCUGUCCAGAUACUUUAGACACACAGUUAAAGCCAAACAUUAACAUUCACUGAGCACUUCAUUAGGUACACCUAUCUGGCAUGGUUAUUCAUUGAUUAUUUUGUCAUUUGUGGGUAUACAAUUACUGACUGUAACCCAUCUGUUGCUCUGUACACUGUCCUCCCUCCUGGAGCCCAUCCAUCAAUCAAAAGGAACCUUACAGGGCCCCCACUGGCUAGAUGUUAUUUUGGUGGUGGACCGUUCCAGGCACUGGGAUCUGUGUUGUUCUGGUAUGAGUGUAUCAGGUGCCGCAGUGUUGUUGGGAUGAAUGAGAAUGGCGCUCCAACCAAAAAUAUAAAGCCGACAGCGUCCUGAGAUUAGAAAGUGUGCACUGAUGAAAUGUUUGAGCAGUAUUUGAAAAUCCCAACAACAUUGCUGCACCUGCUGCACUCAUACCAGUACAACGUUCACUACCGUGUCAUUACCAUGUUGGUGUUACUGCACUGCUGAGAAUGGUCCAUGAUCCAAAUGACAUCUAGUCUGUGGGCGUCAUAUGGAGUCCUUUUCGAUUGAUUACAAUGGAUGACCUACAGUCAGUAAUUGUAUACCCACUAAUUCAUCUCUAUAAUCAAUGAAUGAAAGUACCAGAGAGGAGCACCUAAUAAAGUCCUUUUAUACGUACGUGUAUUGUGGGUUUUCUGAUAAUCUGUCAAGUCAAAAAUUUAAAUACAGCAAAAGCAAGGUAUGGUACUGGACUAGUGAUCAGAAGGUCGCUAGUUCAAGCCCCACCUUCGCCAGGUUGCCACUGUUGGACCCCUGAGCAAGACCCUUAACCUUCAAUAUCUUACAUUGUAUUCUGUCACAGUUGUAAGUAAAUGUAAAUGGUCUCCUCCUGGGAAAAACCCAACUGUCCUCUUAUGCUGUGAUACUGUAAAGCUUGCUUGACUGUUGUCAGUGUCACCUUGUGUCCCAGCAGCUUCUAAUUCAUGAAAAACUUGGUGGUUCUUGGAUCACAUCUGACCAUCCAGACUCCGCAUGAGAGGACAGUUUGGGUUCUCCGCCGAGGCCGAUAUGAAAUGUCUCCCCUACAAGCGUCUUUAAACUUUUGACUUGAAUUGUGCAACUCAUACGGACGUAACACACGGACGAGACUAAAACGUUUUAAGUAAAUUAUUAAAAUUGUAAUACAAAA
Trichomycterus rosablanca is the source of this 2630-nucleotide messenger RNA. RefSeq names its product glycerol-3-phosphate dehydrogenase 1b (gene gpd1b). Gene Ontology annotation, cellular component: glycerol-3-phosphate dehydrogenase (FAD) complex; cytosol. Bases 51 to 1103 code for a protein of 350 amino acids. NCBI's taxonomy places the organism in Eukaryota, Metazoa, Chordata, Actinopteri, Siluriformes, Trichomycteridae. Gene Ontology annotation, biological process: glycerol-3-phosphate catabolic process; carbohydrate metabolic process. The record is from RefSeq and is a predicted model, not a curated record. The transcript has 8 exons. Gene Ontology annotation, molecular function: protein homodimerization activity; NAD binding; glycerol-3-phosphate dehydrogenase [NAD(P)+] activity.